Molecule: messenger RNA, 3288 nt
Organism: Chaetura pelagica (chimney swift)
Lineage: Eukaryota; Metazoa; Chordata; Aves; Apodiformes; Apodidae
Gene: USPL1
Product: ubiquitin specific peptidase like 1
Exons: 8
Coding region: 1-3288 (1095 amino acids)
Biological process (GO): protein desumoylation; Cajal body organization
Cellular component (GO): Cajal body
Molecular function (GO): SUMO binding
Source: RefSeq, a predicted model, not a curated record
AUGAUGGAUACGCAGAAGACUACAAAUGGUUUGCAAGUGAUUGGAGAAGGGACUGGUAUAGGGAAAUCGACACUCCACAUGGUGGGGUAUUUGGGAAAAAAGUGUGAUCCUGUGGAAACAACAACACAUGAGUAUUGUCCAGUCUGCAAAGAGAAGGGCCAGAUCCAAGUUUUACGGACUUACCGCAUUAAUUUUCAAGAGUCCAUUUUUCUUUGUGAAAAUCCUCAGUGUAUCUACCCACUUGGUUAUAAACCACUAAACAGCAUAAUUACUUCUGCUGAUGCAGUAAAUCAUGACGGUCCAUCUACUCAUAAGAAAAGGAAAUUACAUGAUAGCAAUGACUUUUCUCCUGUUGAAUCGUAUCCAAAAAAAGCAAGAACUAAUAAUGUGGUAAAAGUUGAGCAUGCUAUCAGUACAGACCAUGUCAUCAGAUGUUAUCAGAAUAACUCAUGUAUUCCCAAGUCAAGCCUACCAAAUGACCAGCAGAAACUCAAUAACAAUGUGGAGUCUUGCAUGCAGAAGGUGGAUUUGGAAACAACCAACAACAACAAUCAAGAAAUUCCUCAGGCUUCUAGUCCCAGAACACCAGUCUUGCCAAAUUCCGAACUUUGCUCAACAUCUGAAAUUUUGCUCAAAGAUGAUAAAGGUUCCCCUAAUAACACAGAUUUAUGUCUCCAGUGGAGAAACACACAUGAACUUUGUUGGUUAGAUUGUAUUUUGUCAGCACUGGUACACUUAGAAACUUUAAAAUUUGCUCUGGCAGAAGAAAAUAAUGAUGGAAAAUGUUUACUCCAGAAACUCUUAACAAAAUAUAAUCAAGCAACUGUGCUUCUGAAUACUUGUGAAAGGAGUAAAGUAAAAGAUGUUCUUCCAAAGGCAGAAUCUUAUCUCAAUGAAAUCAGAAACAUAAUUUUUACACAGCUUCAACCUCGGCUUAAGAAUGAAUUGGGUAAGAAGGAUAGUCCAGCGUUUGCCCUCCCUCUACUCUUAAAACUGGAUCAACAAGCUGAGAAGCUAUUCUUGCAUUCGUUUUCAUGGAAGUUUGAAUGCGUAUGUUGUGGCUACAAAUACCAAGACCGAGUUAGGAAAACACUAACAACAUUCACAAAUAUAAUCCCCCAUUGGCAUCCACUUAAUGCUGUUCAUGUUGGACCAUGUAAUAGCUGCAGUGAUAGAUCUCAAAGAAGACAGAUGAUACUGGAAAAAAUAUCCUCAAUAUUAAUGUUACAUUUCGUAGAAGGCUUGCCACAUAACAACCUGAAGAGCUAUUCAUUUCAAUUUGAAGAAGACACCUACCAAAUAACAUCUGUUGUUCAAUAUCAAACAGAUAAGAAGCACUUCAUAACCUGGGCUUUGAAUCCUGAUGGAACUUGGCUUGAAUGUGAUGAUUUAAAGGGGCCAUAUUGCAAGAGAUAUACAAGAUUUGAAGUUCCUCCUUCAGAGAUUCAUAUUGUUAUCUGGGAAAAGAAAACAUCCCGUGUGUCAGAAGAAUUGAAUGCACAGUUCCAGAGUAAAAAUAUUGAAGAUUUUCGUCUUAAUAAUGUACAGCCAAAUUCCACAGUCUUGCAUUGUGGUGUUAUUAACACUGUGGAUAAAAUACCUGCAGAACAUCACAAAGAGGAUUCUGUAAGAACUCCAGAUCAGAAACAGCAGCGGGUAACUGAGGAUGAAAGUAGUGUUCAUCAUGACUUGGAAAAUGUGGCACGUGAUGAUCUUGUAACACUGAUGCUUGAAGAAAUUCAGGUUGACUCAGAAGGUAAAUCGCAGUCAAAUGGACAGAUGGUGGGAAGUAACCUUGUUGAAAUGGGCACACUGCAAUGGGGGGAACUAGCUUCUUCACCUAGCACUCCAUAUAAAGGAGGGUUUGCUGGAACUAGUCUAGCUAUGAACAACAAAGCAACGUUAUAUGAAAAUUCCAGCAUAUGCUUGCCUCUAGAAGAGUUGAACCUAGCAAGUAUUACUCCUCCUGUGCCCAGAAAACAUGACCCAGAUCCAACUGACUUGCUGCUUGCUCAAAGAACAGAUGACAGAGCUAAUUUACCUAACAGAACUAAUUUACCCAACAGAGAACACAGAUUAAAUUCAGAGCUACAGCUAAAUAAGAAGUUGUCACCAGUAGAGAAUAGUAUGCAAAAAUCACCUGACUUGAAAGAUGCAAGCAAAACUGUAGUUAAUUCUCAGGUUGCCAAUUCUGCUGCUGCCAAUAAUUCCUUCCAGCCUUCACACAAAGACCAAAAAAGAGGAUUUGUAGGAAGCUGGGCAAAGAAACUACUAACCAAGAACACUUCUUUUAUGCCUUCGAGUGCCUCAGCUCUCAAGAAUGAGAGAAUGCGCACAGCUCCCUCAGUGCAAAAAGUAAGUGAAAUGCCGUUGCCAGUUAAGGGAGCAAGUAACUUUGGUGGAUUUCAAAGCAGAGCUGGAAACAGAACAACUGAGACUCCAAAGCCAGUGGCUCCUCAGAGUAGUAAUACUCAUCCUUUAUCAAAUGUCAAAGGUUUCUCUCAAAGCGCUCGUCUUCCAACAACAAGUCAUACCACUGUAAAAGGUCCAACUUGGACUAAAUCAGGAAGUGCUUUGGGUAGCUCAGGUAAUGCAACUCAGCUCCAUUCACCUACCUGUAACUCUGGGAAGGCAGAGAUGUCAGAUAGGGACAAAACAAAAAAGCUUCGCCUAAAGCUGUUAAAAAAACUGAAUGCUAAAAAGAAGAAGUUGGCUUCGCUGGAUAGGCUGGCAGUGGAACAGAUGAAAUGUGGAAACCCUGUGAGUGGACAUGUGAGCACCCCAUCACAGACUGCUUCUCACAAUGACAGUGAAUUACUGCAGAGCUUUUUAAGGGAACUGCAACAUCAGAUGGACGUUGCAGAUAAAGAAUCUGAAUUUAAUGCAAACUCUGUAUCAGGGUGCAGUAGCCAUAAUAGCAGUGACGAAAUACUGGCAGAACUUCUGUCCCCUACUUCAACUGUUGCUUCCUUAGAGGCACCCAGAAGUGAAGAUGAAUGUAUGUACAUGGAAAUGGUGGAUAGCAAUGUUGCAGCAACAGUGACUGAUGAGAAGUCCAGUGUGCCACAUGCAGCUGUGACGAACGAGGACCACAACUAUUACAGUCCUUUGAAGGAAAGUUACUCAGAACUUCAUGCAAUAAGCAAACCCAGUGUGAAAAAACUUGCUUUUGAAAGCCCUGUGAGAGAAGAUAUCCUUGAAGACCUGUUCUCCAUUUCAGCACCAAGCUCAAUGGCAGGUGACAUAGAUGUACCUCAUUUUGAUGAAACUCUGUUUGAAACUUGGUAA